AGUGAGUUUUUGUUGCUUGCUGCUUUGCGCGCAGUUCUUACGUUUAUCAGCAACUUCAUGGCUAACAGCAUUUCCAGUAGUUAACGUCAAUUCAAAGUGAACGGUGGUAAACGUUAACGAUUACGCGUGAGCAAAACGGAAAAAGUCGUCAACAUUUUCGUCACUUCGCCUUCGUACGCGUAUGCAAUUGUUGUCGUUGUCGUUGUCGUUGUCAGCGUCAUUGUCGUUGCUGUCGCCGUUGUCAGUGUCACUGUCAAACGCGUUGUAAUUGUCGCCUGUGCAGCGGAUAUUGAAUGAGUGCGCUUUUUCGAAACGAAAUCGACAAUUUAAUGAAAAUUGAAUUUUGCGCGCGAGUGUAAGUAAUCUCCUCGUACGUAAACGUAAUCGAAAAUUCAACUGUACAGGAGUAUUAUUUGAGGUUAUGUGUAGUUUGAAAAGUGCUUGAGUCCUUUAAGAAAUGUCGGCUCCAGCAUAUCUUUACUGUUAUUUGCAAACUAAAUCAGAAAGUGCGUGUGUGUGAAAAGCUGACAGCGGUUGUAGUGGAGCCUAAUUGAGCGAAACUCCGAAGUUAAGUGCACCAGUACCUUUCUGACCGCUAAAACGACAUAAAUACAUAAUAUACAAUUUAAGAUAAGUGAUUUAUUUGAUAAGUAACUAUACUUACUGGUAUAUAAAGCUUUUACUUUGAGUAAAAAUAUAACUUAUUGAUGUGUUAAUGAGCUUUGCAAGGAAAAUGCGAUCGGACACAAAGUGAAAAAAAGUUUUUGCUCGGAAAAUAAACGAAUUUUAUGCACAAUUUGCUCAUUCGGCAGAAAACUUACGCCGUCAGUUUGUUUAUUAUUGUUUUCUUGUGUUCUCAAAGUUCGCCAAACUACUCUAUUGACGAAAGACCGAAAGCUAUGAAGCAUCUUUGGAAAAAUGUGUGUGUAUUAAACGGUAAAGUUUUGGUUAUUUUUUAAGUAAAAAGCGAUAGUUAUUAAAGCAUAAUGUGUUGUGUAAAUAACUGGUGAAAACCCAUAUGAAAACCAAGUAAUAUUUAAUUAAUUAAAUAUACGUUAGUAAUGCUCUAAAAAAAAUCGAACACUUAAAAAAAAUCGAACAAAUAAUAAAAAAAAAAUAAAAAAAUUCAAAAAUUAGUUUUCGAGUUCGAAAAUUUUUUCAUUUGCUUUUUAGUAGUUGUGUCAUUCCACUAAUCUGUAUGUGACUGCGUGUCUCCGUGUUUAUAAGUUGCUUGUGUUAAAACUUCCUACAUUUAUAAAACGCAUAAAUAGAUUUUCCACAACAUUAAGCCUGUAACUAUAAGUUAUUAGUGUUUGUGAAUUUCAAAAUAAAAGACAACGAAAACAAAAAAAUCAAAGUAGUUAGUUAACAACAUAAAAAGAACGCAGAAUUUGUGUGUAAGCAGCAUACUUAACGGCAUUUUUGUAAGCUGCUUCCAGCACAACAACAUUAUCCUGACAUUGGCUGCUGUGACGCGCCUAAACGUAUGCAAAUUAUAUUUUGGCGAGGCAUCAGUUACGAAUACUUGUAAAUAUACAAAGCUCGCAUUGGGAAUAAGAUGCUGCUGCAGUGGUUCGUGAUUUGCCUGCUGGCAAUGCCCGUGCUGACGGGCACCGGCCAAAACUGCCCGACGGAGUGCGCGUGCAACGUGGACGAGCACAAUCGCCGCCAGGUGAUUUGUACGAAAGGUGGCCUCAGCGCCAUGCCGGUGAGUCAGAUCGCCAAGGAUGUGCGCGUCAUUAUCAUCAAGGGGCCGGGCAACACCAUCACCAUCGGUCACUACUUUCGGAAUUUCUCGCAUCUCGAGGUGCUGCGCAUCACCGACUCGCAAAUCCCCUCGAUGGGCUCCGAAUGCUUCUUUGGUUUAGUCAAGCUGCGCAUACUGGAUUUAUCAAGAAACAACAUCACGAAUGUAAAUCGAAAUAACUUCCGAGGACAGGAUAAUUUACAUGAGUUGGACUUGUCCAAGAAUAAGAUACUAAACAUAUCCAGUACAACGUUUGGUCAUUUAACCGAACUUCAAAGACUCAAUUUGGCUGACAAUUCCAUAUUGGAGCUCGUGCCACGCAUAUUUUUCCUGCUCAACAAAUUGCGGUAUCUGGACCUGAGCGGAAAUCCAUUGCAAGACCUGCCGCCGGAUGUGUUUCGCGAUUUGCCGGAGCUGCGCAUUUUCAAAUGCCGUAAUUGUCAAUUGAAGAAAAUCAAUCCGCAGUUAUAUAACUUAUUGCCAAUGCUGCAAGAGCUGGAUCUGGGACGUAAUGAGUUUAAAUUCCUCGACAAGGAUGAAUUUCGCGACGUGAAAAACCUCACCAAAGUCCUACUUGAUGGCAAUCAACUGUCCGUCGUUGUUGAUGAGCUGUUUCGAAAUCAAAACGUGCUGCAACACUUGGACUUAUCGUACAAUCGUCUGGCGAAAGUGCCCAAUGACUCGUUUAAACAUUUGGGCAAUUUGACGUUCCUGGAUUUGUCAUACAACAAACUGGUGAGACUGGAGCCGCAAUCAGUGCGGCGACUGAACAAUCUGCAAACGCUGAAUAUUAGCGGCAACGUGCAGAUGAAUUUGCUCGACAUGCGCGAAACAUUCGAGGUCAUACCACAGCUGACACAUCUCUCGGUCGCCGACAUGGGAGUGCUGCCGAUGGGACUGCUGGUGCCGUUCAAGCAGCUGCGCUAUCUCAACAUAUCCGGCAAUCAUUUGGACAAUAUGUCACUGCAAGUAAUCGAUCCGUGCCGGGAGCUGGAGUUUUUGGACUUGUCGCGCAACCAAUUGUACGGCAUCAACGAGGACACAGUGGUGCGCAUCCAGCGCAUACGCAACGUGCGGCUGGACAACAAUCCACUGAUAUGCGACGAGUGUCACAUGGGAAAAUUAAUAAAUGUCGUGCAGCAUCUCCAGUGGAAAUGGGAAACUUAUCCGAUUUGCUUUUUGCCGAAACCGUUGCGCGGCUCUGAAAUCACUGAUUUGGACAUAUCGAAGCUGCAUGAUUGCUUGGACUACAUAACCGAUGAGGAGCAGAAUGCAGCCAGUACUUCGCACAAUUUUCUUGAACGAGGUGGCCUUAAUACUCUCGCCAUACUUGGUGGCAUUAUAUUGGUUUUAAUUGUUGUCAUCGUACUGGCUAUGGCUGUUUGUUUUUCCAAGAGACGAGCACGUUACUAUACACGUGAGGAUCGACUGAAUGGAGGUGAGAGCGGCAAGUGUAUCGAAAAGGGUUUGGAAACUAGUAACGGAAAUGGCGUAAACGGCGGCAGCCCUCCUGAGCACGCUAAGACGCCUACCACGCCCACUAAUGAAAUCAACUUCAAAUUUCCCAUAGACGAUCGCGUUUGCACCAUCGAUGAGCUGGUGUUGCCACCCGCACCACCGCCACCUAGCAAAGAGCCGCCAUCACAGCUGCCACCGCCACCACCAGCCACAGCAAAUAGCGUACUGAAUAGUCUAACUUAUAAUAGUUGUACCGGCAAUAAUACGGCCACCGCCAUGGCGGCAGUAGCUGCAGCGGCCACCGUCAUACCACCCGGCGCGCCAUCGGCUGCGGGUGCUGCGCCAACCAUGUCGCCAGCACACAAUAAUCUACCAUCUGAGGCAAUCGUUGUUGUGCUGCCCACACCGCCAACGCAUUAUAAAACCGAACAACAACUGCAACAACCCCAGCAACUGCAGCUGACCACAAUCGAACCGCUGAUCAGUGUGAACUGACCGACGGCUAUUGAUGUUGCAAGCGCCUCAGCCACCGCAGCAGCCACAAAUAAAAAUGUCAACACACCAGCGACGACGUUGGCGUUUUCGCCAUUGACCGCGAAAACGGGGAGAACGAUAGAUAGAGGACGGCAAGUGGCGUUUAUAACCACGACGCACACGUAAGUGCUCGCAACCAAUAUGUACACAAGCUCCAAGUGUAGCGAGGCGGAGUUAUAUUUUUUAUCAUUCGAAAACAUUUAACGAUAACUAUUUUUAAGGAACAUACAAAUAAGAUUGUGUAAAAUAAAACAAAUGCGCCGUAAGCAGAAACGAUUAGAAUUGAGAAGUUCGAAGUAACUAGUAACGGAUCUAGAUAUUUGUUAUAGAACGUAUGUUUUCUUCCAAAAGUUUUUAAUAUUGAUGUUAAAACUUCAGAAUUUCUCUGUCCAACACCCACCCAAAUCUUUUUAAGCAAAAAUACUAAAUUUUUUCAAUUUAACUCCAUCUUCACUCGUUUUCUGUAAGUUCAUACCGGGUAUAUUUUUAGGCUUGCAUAGUUCGGCGGACGUAUUCUCCAUCCUAUCGUCCGAUAACUCUCCUCUCCCCAGUAGUGAAGACACUUGAGGCCUUACUACUCCCGACCUUCACACACCACUUGAGCUUAGCAAACCACCAGCAUGGCUUCCAAAAAGUGCACAGUACCAUUACCAUAGUUCGUGGCCUUAAACAGAAACCACCUUGCGAAAGAACGAUCGUCGUAGCGUUGAAUUUGUCAAAAAUCACACAACGCUACUUGAGUAUAUUGAAUAACAGCUUUCUCUAGGACUGAUGAAGUGGACCUUGAACUCGAGUUGCCGCGAGAAACUGUCUGGUUAAACUCCUUCUUAUCCAGAAUAGACACGGACGGGGAUUAGGUACGCGUUACAACAAUAAAACAUCUAGACCUUUUUAAGCGUCUGCUCUCUGAUACAUUCCAAUAAAAAUUAAACCCCAAUAACCCGUUUUUUUAAACCAUUAUUUCCAACGAAACUGUGAUUGGUCCGAGGAUUGCUAGGGAAUCCUUGCUCCUCCAAAAAAUUCACAAUAAGAAAUAUGGCAGUCUAAUUUGAAGAACAGAGAUUACUUUGAAUCGCAGUAUGAUAUGGCUCGCCAUCUCUUUGAAGUCAGCAAUCCUCAAAGCAUUUUGCACCUGCUUGCAAUCAGUAAUAAUAAGAAAUCAUCCACUGAUAACAAUUUUUAAUGAAUGUCUCAUUUAUUUAAAACAAAAAACAUGGCACGAAGAGUCAAUGAGGGAGAAGCUGGUUCAAAUAGUUAUCUUGGGGUUUUUAAGAGUUUCUAAACUAGGUAUGUUUAUUCUCAGUAUGCUAACAAACAGCAAGGUCUAAAAUCGACUUAAAAAGUAAUUGGUUUUCUUUGCACCUGCGCCCCUCUUUCUAACCAAACAACUUUUAUCUUCCAUGUUUGGUUUUCAAUGUUAAAAAGUUCUCUAAUAACUGCAAAAUUCAGUCUUCUAGUCCUAGUGAGCACCCACCUACAUAUAUACUUACUAUACUUUGCGCCAAAUUCCACCAUUGAAGCUAACGUAUGCUCAGUACUUAGUACUGACGCAUUACAUCCACAUGACACUACUUCAUAUGCAUGAAAUGUCUCCGCUUUUGAAUGUAAUUGAGCCAUUUCCAUUGAUUUAAUUGCGGAUAUUGCGCGAUUACAAGAUAUGAUUCAAUUCCGCUGGUGUCACGAUACGAAUACGCACAAGUGAAGAUGCCCCUUGACACCGGAAAAAAGCACUUCACAAUGCUACAUGCGUACACAGAUAGGUAAUGGCAGAAGCUCUUAGCUGAGCGCGCGCAUACGCAGCAAUUUAGUCAACACUCGAGAGCACUCAGUGCGAUAUGGUUCUCUUUCCGGUGAAUUUUAAUGAUUUAAUGCAGAAAAGCAUACCCAACAACAACAGGCGGUGCGCUACAAUGGCGGCUUUCGCGAAAUUCAAAAAGAAAGAAAGCGUUUCAAGCUAUUUUUGCUUCAUUUCACUCAACUGCACUUCUACUUCGGCCUUCUUUGCAUUUAUGCAUUCUCAAUUUCCGGUGCAAUUAAAUAUCACGAAGUCGCUAAUCAAAAAUUCCAUUUCUAAUUUAAAAAUACGCAAAAAUUCUCAAUUCAAUAAUUUCUAUAAUUGAACUGUACAUAUUUCGUUUUCUCAUAAAUGUAUGCUUCGAUAUUUACACAUUUCAUUUGCGCCCAAAUGUAUGCUCCAAUUACAAUCGUUUCUGCUAAGGAGCGCGUGAGGUAACCAUCUUUGGUUUACGAAAACAUAACGGUGAAUAUGUGUGUACAGCGAAAAAAUGCGAAAACCUAAUGAAGCAUAAAAUUAGGCGCGGAAGCGUGCCGCAAACGUUUCAUUUACUUGAUAAGAGAGAUUAAGAUUAAAUAUUUAGUGUGUAAUACAUGCAUUUGCUAAGUUUAAGCGAUAAUGUGUAAGCUAUACUAAUUAUAGCCUGUAAGUAGCGGCGACACAUUCAAAAUGUGAUACUAACAAAAAAAAAAACAAAUUGUGUUUAGCAAAUUAUAGCAAAUAGUGUAAUAAAUUUGCAGAACUAACGAAUCGAAUACUGAUGUAUAGGGCUAACAACAUAAGUAUAUAAGUAAUGUAGUUUAUAUAUAUGUGUAUAUAGUGUGUAAAAUGCACUCAAUGACAUUCAUAUGUAUGUAACACUUAUACCAUAUAAGCACAUUAGGGGUGUUCAUAUAAAUUCAAAUGUUUUUUUUUAAUAUAUGUGCCUCUAUAUUCAUUGAAAAUGCAAGGAGACUAUUUUUAUUUAAAACUUCAUUCAAAAGUUUACUUUUUUUAAAUUCAAAAAUUGUAAAACAGACCUCUAUCUCACAGAGAGUUCAUGCUAAAGCGUUGAAGGUGGUAACUUUGCCGCGAAAUCUGUCUAAAUAUAUUUGUGGCAAAUAAGUUGGCAACUCAGUCGAACAAACGUCUACUUUGCUUUAUAAGCAAGAUGUUCCACUGCGGUCCUCAUUUUGAUCGUAAAAGUUAAAUGUCACUUUACACGAUUUUACACGAUUUUGCAUGGCAAACACUGAAAUUCGUGGUGUGUCAAAAUCGGCAAAGGUCGGCAAAUCAAAUUUGCAGUCGUAAGCCACGAACACUUUCUCACGAACUGUCAAAAAAAAAAAAUCUUAGUAAAACUAAUUGAAUUUAAAAUUAAACAAAUAUUAUCCUAAGUGUUGGUUAGUUAGGCUUAAAGCGUUUUAAUAUUUUAAGCACAAAGCGAAAAGAGUCUUCACACCCGACCGAAAAGACAUAGUAAGUCUAAUCAUAAGAUUUCACAAUUUACAAUUUAAAAAACCGUUUAAUUAAGUUUUCUUUAAAUUUAACUUUGUUUUUAUUCAAACUUAUUUUAAAAAUAAUAUGUAACAGUAAUUAGUAAUGCAAUAGCAAUUACUAUAAUUGAACAUUAGUAUCCAUAACUAGUUUUACAUUUGAGCAAAUAUUAUACCCAUUACUUUGGUUAAUAUUUCACACAACAAAUGCUCAAAACUUAGUUUUACUCAAACAGCUUGGCUCCAUGCAUUAAGCCUGUUUUCUUAUAUGUUAUUGAAUAAGUUUAUUGAAAAGAUUAAAAUAAGCCUUAAGUACGUUUACGUUUUAACAAAGAAAUUUUAAUUAACGAUUUUCCAUAUAACACUUAUUAUAAACAUACAUUCGCUCGGUUUCAAAUAUUAAUUACGGUAUUUACAUUUUUGAAUUUCACAUGUAAGGCAGUUAAAAAUUUUACCAGCAAUAAAAAUCGAUACUCAAUUGA
This is a messenger RNA of Bactrocera neohumeralis, 7491 nucleotides long. Its product is annotated as insulin-like growth factor-binding protein complex acid labile subunit. Gene Ontology annotation, cellular component: plasma membrane. The coding region runs from base 1559 to 3700 and encodes 713 amino acids. Gene Ontology annotation, molecular function: protein binding. Lineage: Eukaryota; Metazoa; Arthropoda; Insecta; Diptera; Tephritidae. The transcript is spliced from 15 exons. The record is from RefSeq and is a predicted model, not a curated record.